Sinocyclocheilus rhinocerous is the source of this 2778-nucleotide messenger RNA. RefSeq names its product kelch-like protein diablo. The record is from RefSeq and is a predicted model, not a curated record. Lineage: Eukaryota; Metazoa; Chordata; Actinopteri; Cypriniformes; Cyprinidae. The coding region runs from base 1 to 2124 and encodes 707 amino acids. Gene Ontology annotation, molecular function: protein binding. The transcript is spliced from 11 exons.
AUGGACAGUCUAGUGGUGGUUGAGCGCCAACUUCGGCUGAAUUUGACUGAGAUCAGGGACGCUGACAAGGUCGCCUUCCUUGACUCUCCGGUCUCUCCCAAGGGACUGUUCGGCCCAGCCAUAGAUGGGUUUGCUGAGUGUUUCACAGUGGCACAGAAGACCUUGCAGUCGCUGCAACUCUUCUUGAUGAAGUGCUCUAAUUUAGUGGCUGGUUCAAGUCACCAGAAGUCCCCAGCCAGCCAGCAGCCUGCAAAAUCCCCACUGCCGCCUUGCUUCAGAGGUAAUAUUCACACUUCGGUACAGGACAACAAAGCUCGCGUUCUUCAGUCCAAAGUACAGACAUUGCUUGCAAAAGGAGCCAUAGAAGUGGCUCCUCUAGCGAACCGAGAUUUAGGCUUCUACAGCCACUACUUCCUCGUUCCCAAGAAAGAUGGCGGGCUCAGACCUAUUCUCGAUAUCAGACAUCUUAAUUGCUCGCUCAUGCAACGGCAGUUCAAGAUGUUAACUUUGAAACAGUUCCUCGUGCAAGCCAUGUUCUCCACCGACCUGAUGGAGUCUCGUCAGGAGCGGGUGGCCAUCAAUGGAGUGGAGCCCCAGAUGAUUGCCAUGCUGGUGAGCUACGCCUACACGGCGGAGGUGGUGAUCUCCAAGGCUAACGUACAGGCGCUCCUGGCGGCCGCCAACCUGCUGGACGUGAUGGCGGUGCGGGAGGCCUGCUGCAGGUUUAUGGAGCGCCAGAUGGACGAGAUGAACUGCGUGGGCAUUCACUGCUUCGCCGAAGCGCACUCGUGCCGAGAGCUGGAGCGACGCAGCAUGGAAUACAUCCAGCAGCACUUCAGCACCGUUUGCCAACAGGAGGAGUUUCUGUCUCUUUGUGCUGAUAAACUGACUGAGAUCAUUUCCAGUGACCAUCUGAACGUGCCAAAAGAGGAGACGGUGUUUGAGGCGGCCGUUGUGUGGCUGGAGAAGAACCCCUCACGCAGACAGAGCUUUGAGAAGGUUGUGGAGCACAUCAGGCUGCCCCUCAUCAGUCCGUACUACAUUCACGACGUCAUCGAGACUCUGGAUGUUGUGAAGGAAUCGCUCAAGUGCCAGAAGCUGAUCUCUGAAGCCAAGGACUAUUUACUGCUGCAGGACCGCAGAGGAGAGCUCUACAGCCCCCGAGCUCGACCUCGACGCGCAACAGGCACAGCUGAGGUGAUUGUGACCGUAGGAGGAGAGGAUGAUAAGGUUGUGCUGCGCAGCGUGGAGAGUUUCGAUCCCCUCACCAGCCAGUGGAAGAGUCUGGCCUGCCUGCCCUUCGCUGUCAGCAAACACGGCUUGGUCGUUUCUGGCUGCAUGCUGUAUUUGGCUGGUGGUGAGUUUCCAGACGGCUCGGCCAGUAGAGAGAUGUGGCGCUACGACCCGUGUUUUGACUCCUGGUCAGAGAUGGCACCCAUGAACGUGGCACGAUCAGAAUUAGGGUUGGUGAUGCUGGAUGGAUAUGUGUUCGCUGUGGGCGGCUGGGAAGGCCGUUCUCGCCUGGACUCUGUUGAGUGUUAUAAUCCACAGACAAACACCUGGCAGUUUAUGGAAUCGGUCAAGAUGGCGGUCACCAGUCCAGCUGUGGUGGCACUGGAUGGAUUACUCUAUGUGACAGGAGGCGCUGUUUUAGAAGAUGGUGACGGCACAAACUUGGCGCAAGCUUACAACCCUAAAACAUGCGUGUGGACCGAGGUGGCGCCCAUGCAGAUCGCCCGCUCUGGAUCUGCUGCCUGCAUCCUGAAGGGCAAGAUCUACGUCAUAGGCGGCUGGCAUGCUUCCACCGAGAACACGGAUAAGGUGGAGAGCUACGACCCCAAGACCAACAAGUGGACCAUGUGUGCACCCAUGAAAGAGAGACGCUAUCGACCCGGCGUAGCGGUGGUGGAUGGAAAGAUUUACGUUUUAGGAGGAGAGGAGGGAUGGGACAGGUAUCAUGACACUAUCGAGCGGUACUGUGAGGAGUCGGACAGCUGGGAGAUCGUGGGAGAAAUGCCCACCAGCCGCAGCUGGCUGAGUUGCGUCUCGCUGCAGCUCCGGAAGGACUCUCACGCGGGCAGCCGUCCCGGCACUGCCUUGGAGACGGAGUUUCCUGUGGACUGAGAGCACCGGGGCUCCACCCGCAUCACUGCCGGCCCGGGACACAAGGCCAGGGGGCAGCUUUCAGAGCGCCCCGCCCCACGAGAGCUAUUUUAAGGAAGGGAAAAUGUCCGACCCAGACGCUGGAGGGUCUUCAGAAAAUAUUUGUGUCAUAAGCUAGUAUGCUUUCUCCAGUGCGACCCUCUGCCACGGUGUGAAGCUGGAUGGAUUGAUGAUAUCUGUGGUGAUUGUAAGUCUGUGUGUGUGUGUGUGUAUGUGUGUGUGUGAGCCGCCAUCCCAGAGUCUCCACAGUAUCAGUUCAAUGUGAUGUUCAAGUGACGUACAGGGUUGCUUCCAUGCGCUGACUUAUACAAGUACUUGUUUGUUUUCUAACAGUGUUGAAGUGAAAUGUUUUGUACUUUUUGUAUGGUGAUUUCUGUAUUUAUUAUAAGUUUUUUGUUGUAUUUAGAGAUUUAUGGCGUAACUAGCACAGAUACACUGAAACGUGUUUAAAAGGGAAAGUUCACCCAAAACUGAAAAUUCUGUCAUCAUUUACUUACCCUCAAGUAUUGUAUGAGUUUUUCUUUGGUUGAACACAAAAUGAUGGUAACCAGUUUGUGGUUUCCAUAGUAUGGAGAAAAAGACACAUAUUAUGGAAGUCAGUGGGGACCAGAAACU